Messenger RNA from Hydra vulgaris (swiftwater hydra), 2149 nucleotides. RefSeq lists its product as uncharacterized. NCBI's taxonomy places the organism in Eukaryota, Metazoa, Cnidaria, Hydrozoa, Anthoathecata, Hydridae. The record is from RefSeq and is a predicted model, not a curated record.
UUUUCUUUUGAUUAUUUUGAAAUUUAUCAAACUUGAAUAAUAAUUAAACGCAGUUUAAUACGUUUUUAAAAUUAAAUUUUCUACAUUGCUUUAAAACUGAUGGUAGCGAGAAAAAGUAAAACGGAUAAUAUUCUGGUUUGCUUCAGAAAAAAUAUUUAUUGUUAAAAUUUAAAUGAAUGGUAAAGUAAACGAAAAUCGUCUUCAACAAGUGCAAUUUGCAAAUAUCAAGAAUAUGUAUCCAGAAGAUUUAUUUAUAAAAAGAUAUUCAAAUAUGCUUAACCAACCAUUACCUGGUAACCCUAAUAAACUUUGUUCUAUUAACCAAUAUAACGAGCUUACUGAAGAACACCCAUUCAGAUAUAUUUCUCCCAUAAAUAGUUAUAUUAAAGUAACACCACAAUCGUUAGUGGCCAGAGAUCUAUUUUUAUCUGAAGCCAACUUAAGAUACCGCCAUUUUGAAAGUGUUUUACCAAGAAUACAAGAGGUCAAUAGUCAACUAAUAAAUCAACCUCAAAUCCAAGUACCGUCAGAUAUUGCACCUGAUUUAUUACUUCGCCAAAAACACGAGUUGCUUAAACAACGAGAACUGGAAAGCAUUUUACUACGAGAGCAAUUAAACAUUCAAGCAUUAAAAUUACCAAACUUGUCAAAAUACGCUUUAUCAUUACUAUACAAUACUAAUAAACGUUAUGCAGCUCCACAAAAUGACUGCGUUACUACAGAAAUGUUAGAAAAUAAUAAACACAAUUUAACUGUUGCGCCUCAAGAAUCGCCAGUAUUCCCAAACACUCAUAACGCAUUAUUACACGAAGAAUUAACAAGGAGACAACAUCUCCUUGAAAUUGAAAGAGACAUUCAUAUUUUACAAACCAUUCGAUUAGAAGAGAUUAUGAAAACAACUUCGUUGCAAAAGGUUAACCAAACAUAUUUAUCCGAAACAAAUAAACAUCAACUAAAUAAAAAUUCCGACCCUUCAAGGUUGACAGAGUAUGAACUCGACGCUUUGAAAAAUGCAGAACUAAUUAGAAAUCAAAAAAAUCAUGGAUCUAAAACAAAGCUUAAAGAAAACUUUCCAAGCCAUGCUAUCGAUUCUAGCUACCAAGCACCUCAUUCCUAUCAACGUAGCCCGUCAAAAGAACUUAAUCAGAAUCUAACAAUCGAACAAGUUAAUGAAAAAAAGGUUUCUUGUAAACAAUCCGAGGUCGAUUAUGAGCCAGUGCUGAAAAAAGCAAAAAAAGUAUGCAACGUAUGCGGCGAGCCAUCCCAAUUUAUAUGUUCAGGAUGUUUAAAAUCUUGGUAUUGUACUCAAGCAUGUCAGGCAAAAGACUGGAAAAUUCAUAAUGCUAGCUGCGGAAAAUCAAAGGAAGAUUCAGUAACAAACCCCUGAAAUUACUUCUUACAAAAUAAUCGAUUAUUCAAUUGAUGAUAAUUUCAUCUGUUUAAGUUAUACUUGGAAUUAUCAUAAUUUCAUUAUCCACGAGGAUCAUGGAAAAUGAAACUAUGUCAACCAAAUCACUACAUUAUAAAAAGGAUAAAUCCUAAUAUCUACGUUAUAUAAAAAAUAAUAAGUUACCCAGCAAACACCCUUUAGCGGAAUUUCAGUGGAUCUAUACAUGCAUUUUAGGCGGCCCACUGUAGUUUUGCUCAUCCGAUACUUAGUGGUCUAUAUAUAUCUAUAUCUAUAUCUAUCUAUCUAUAUCCAUCUAUAUAUAUAUAUAUAUAUAUAUAUAUAUAUAUAUAUAUAUAUAUAUAUAUAUAUAUAUAUAUAUAUAUAUAUAUAUAUAUAUAUCCACUAAAACAACGUUUGCUGGGUAUUGAAAUAAUAUAGUUUAUUAGCGCGAGUUUUUUUUAUAAAUAUAUAUUCUAAAUAAAAGUUUUUGAUUAUUUAUAUUAUACUUUAGAUUUAAAAUAUUUUGUGUAUAACAUUUAAAAUAAAGAGAGGUAGCGUCGAAGAAAAUGCAUAGCGUUUUCUGUUUACGUUUGUGAAAAUUAGUAGAAUUGAUUUUACAUAGUAUAACUUCGCACAAAACAUGUAAUUUAAGUCAUUAUGUUUACUUUUUUUCCAAUAUUGUAUAUAAUUAAACUUCAUUUGUAAAAUGAGGGUAAUAAUUUUUUUAAGUUUUAGUAAAAAACAUAUUUUACAUGUUUA